GGGAGCCCGGCGGGCGGCUGCAGUCCAGCCUCGGUGUCGGCGAGGAGGGCCUGCUGCUCCCCCUAAGUUCGCCUUCUCUUCUUGGGCGGCUCCUCCAGCCAUUCCCGCACUCGCACUCGCCCCCGGACCCGGACGCCCUCCGGCUGAGGCUCGCUUCCUCAGCAAGGCAACGAGACAGGCCGUUGGGGGCCCACAAGUCCCCGAGGCCUGGUGGUGGGGUGGCAAUGUGGUCGCUACGGGUCUACACCCGCAAGAAGCGGGCCAGCCGCAGGCUCAACGUAACCCCGACGCCGGACCCCGCGCUCCCGGCGACGGCGGAGGGCCCCGCAGGGCCGGCCCUGAAAGGAAAUGACAGAGCGCGCGGUUUGCCGAAGAUCGCCGAGAAAGCGGAGCAAAGUGGGCAGGGAGGUAGCCAGUCCGGGCCGCCAAGCACUCAGUUAAGAGUUACAGGAGAGAAAAGCCUGAAUGAAAAUAACACUAGUGAAGAGACCCAGGAUGAGAAGAUUGCUCCUUUGAGUGAGUCAGUGACUGAUGGCCUCCAGGUUGACAGUAGUUCGUCAAAUAUUGACCUACUAUCAGGACUAAGUUUGCAAGAUAUUUCCAGUUCUCUUCUUAGCGAUUCAGUCAUAGACUCUCAUACAGAAUACAAGAGUUUUGAAGAGAGUUUAAGUAGCUUCCCAUCACCUGAACUCUUCAGAAGAUCAGAUUAUUUAGAUUGGGAGUGUCCUGUGUUGGAAGAACACAGGCAACGCAAGAAUUCCACUCUGCUGGACACCAGUAAAGCAGUAUCAAUAGAGAAGGCACCACAGUUUCCAAAUCUUUCUGCAAUUCUAGAUAAUACAACUUGUGAAGUUUUACUUGCUGAGAAAACUUACUCUUCGACCUCUGAAAAAACAAAGAAAAAAAACACAAAUCCCAGUACCCAAGGUGAGAAAAGCAGAGGCCCGUUAACAAGUACUCCAUCUUCACAAAAAGGUGCUUUAGUGAUUGAUUUGUCCUCAGUGCAAAAAGCGUCUUUUGAAGAGCUAUUUCCACAUGUCAGCAAUUAUGUUAAUUCAAAUGAAAUUGUUCCUGUGUCAAGUUUGCAAGAAAAUUCUUCAAAUGAGGUCCCUUCAAAUUCUUCAGAAAUAUGUUGUAUUAUUAGAGCAUCACCAGGAACUAGAAAAGUAAAAAGUAAAGGUAUUACUUUAAAAAAGAAGAAAUAUUCUCCUCCUAAAGAUAUUCCUCAAGUUACAACAAUGGGUGUUUGA
Messenger RNA from Manis javanica (Malayan pangolin), 1250 nucleotides. The record is from RefSeq and is a predicted model, not a curated record. NCBI's taxonomy places the organism in Eukaryota, Metazoa, Chordata, Mammalia, Pholidota, Manidae.